UCAGAUGGGGAGGUUUCCAUGGUAAGUGCGGUCUAUAGGGAUUCGGUUGUUACCCAAUAGUGCUCGCGCAAACACGCUAACCAACCAACCUCCGGGAGGCUGGGCUUAAUGCUGUGUGUCCAAGAUGGCGGUUAUCUCCAUUGAAAGGAUGGGGCUGCUGUCUGUAGUCUGUGUGUCUCUGUUUUUCAGCAGCGCCUUUGCUGUGGAUCGGGGCAACUUUAAAACCUGUGAUCAGAGUGCUUUCUGCAAACGUCAGCGGGCGCUCAAGCCGGGUCAGUCCCCAUACAGGGCUCUUCUGGAAACUUUGGAGCUUAGUGACUCUCGACUGACCCUCCAGCUCAUCAAUGACAACAACAAGGUGCACUUGCUGUUGGAGCUGUACAGACUGCAGGGGAAUAUGACGCGGGUGAAAAUAAAUGAGUUGAAACCUCUGAAGCCGCGCUUUGAGGUGCCAGACGUGCUCAUAGCAGAGCCUCCUACUGAGCCUCUCUCAGUGUUGUCCAAGGAUGAUAAUGGUGUUGUGUUGUCUCUGGGAGCAGAGAGCCAAAGGUUGAUUGUUAGCGCCCGUCCAUUUAGGCUGGACAUCAUGGAGGGGCCAGAGGUGCUGCUAUCCCUCAACUCUCGUGGCCUGCUGGCCUUUGAGCACCUGCGUCUUCGCAAGGACACGCAAGCACAACCAGAUGGUGCUGAGGUUAAAGAGAGUGUAGAUGGAGAUCAGCAGCAAGACGAAGGCGAGAAGGAAGAGGAUGGAGAGAGUGAUAAAGAGGAAGACGGUCUGUGGGAAGAGACGUUUAAAUCUCAUACAGAUACCAAACCCGAUGGCCCCACAUCGAUAAGUUUAGACUUCUCCUUGCCUGGUGUAGAACAUGUAUACGGUAUUCCAGAGCAUGCUGAUAACCUUAAACUGAAAACUACAGAUGGUGGUGAUCCAUACAGGCUGUAUAACCUAGAUGUGUUUCAAUAUGAGCUCUAUAACCCUAUGGCCUUAUAUGGAUCCAUACCUGUCAUGUUGGCUCAUAACACUCAGAGGACCAUGGGUAUUUUUUGGCUUAAUGCAGCUGAGACCUGGGUAGACAUCAGUUCUAAUACAGCGGGAAAGACUGUCUUUGGUAAGAUGCUAGACUUCGUUCAAGGUUCAAGUGAGAAGCCACAGACAGACGUCCGUUGGGUCUCUGAGAGUGGUAUCAUUGAUGUCUUCAUCAUGCUCGGGCCCAAACCAUCAGAUGUCUUCUCACAAUAUGCAUCUCUCACAGGCACCCAGUCUUUCCCUUCCCUCGCCAGUCUGGGCUAUCACCAGUGCCGCUGGAAUUAUAAUGACCAGGAUGAUGUCAAAUCAGUGGACCAAGGCUUUGAUCAACAUGAUAUCCCUUAUGAUUUCAUAUGGCUUGAUAUUGAGCAUGCAGAUGGCAAGCGCUACUUCACCUGGGAUCCCCACAAGUUCCCUCAGCCUAAAGAGAUGCUUCAGGGCCUAAUGGACAAGAGACGCAAGAUGGUGGCUAUAGUAGAUCCCCACAUCAAGGUUGAUAGUGGCUACAAGAUCCACAAUGAGAUAACUUCUAAAGACUUCUAUGUUAAGAAUAAAGAUGGAAGGAACUAUGAAGGCUGGUGCUGGCCAGGAAACUCUGGUUACCCAGAUUUUACAAAACCAGAAAUGCGGGCCUGGUGGGCUAGCAUGUUUGCCUAUGACCAGUAUGAGGGUUCAAUGGAGAAUCUUUUUACUUGGAAUGACAUGAACGAGCCGUCUGUGUUCAAUGGGCCUGAGGUCACUAUGCACAAAGAUGCACUGCAUGGAAAGUGGGAGCACAGAGACAUUCACAAUAUCUAUGGACUUUAUGUGCAAAUGGCCACUGCUGAAGGUCAGACUCAGCGAUCUGGUGGAGCUGAAAGGCCUUUUGUGCUCACCAGAGCCUUUUUUGCUGGUUCUCAGAGAUAUGGUGCUAUUUGGACUGGUGAUAAUGCAGCUGAGUGGGACCAUCUCAAGAUUUCUAUUCCCAUGUGUCUCAGUCUUGGGCUUGUGGGCGUCUCGUUUUGUGGAGCUGAUGUUGGUGGCUUUUUUAAGAAUCCCAGCACUGAACUUCUGGUUCGUUGGUAUCAGACGGGUGCGUAUCAACCUUUCUUCCGUGCUCAUGCUCACCUAGACACCACACGCAGGGAACCCUGGCUCUUUGGCCCGGAGAACACGGCGCUCAUCCGGGAGGUAAUCCGACAGCGUUAUGCUCUUCUGCCAUACUGGUACCAGCUGUUCUACCAAGCACAUAAGACUGGAAUGCCUGUCAUGAGGCCUCUUUGGGUUGAUUAUCCCAAGGACACUGCAACUUUCACCAUUGAUGAUGAAUUUCUGAUUGGCAGUGAUUUGUUGGUUCACCCAGUCACCGAAGAAGGAUCUCGUGGAGUCACAGCCUAUCUGCCUGGAGCUGGAGAGGUUUGGUAUGAUGUCCACACCUUUCAAAAACACAAUGGUGCACAGAAUCUCUACAUCCCAGUCACUCUAAGCUCUAUCCCAGUGUUCCAGCGUGGUGGCUCUAUCAUCCCUCGGAAGGACAGAGUUCGGCGGUCUUCUGCCUGUAUGGAAAAUGACCCAUACACCUUGUAUGCGGCUCUUAGCCCUAAGAAAUUUGCUGAGGGCGAGCUCUACAUUGAUGAUGGCCAUACUUUUAACUAUGGUACAAAGAAAGAAUUUAUUCACCGUAGCCUCACCUUUGCCAACAAUGCUCUCUCCUCCAGCAACCUGUGUCCAGACUGUAAUUUCUUAACCUCGUCAUGGAUUGAAAAAGUUCUCAUUUUGGGCGCUAGCAAGCCAAGCAAGGUUCUUCUAAAAAUGGAUGGCAAAGAAACCCCUGUGGACUUUGAGUUUGACACGUCCAUGUCAGUGCUAACCCUCCGUAAACCUGGGAUGAAUGCUGGGGCUGACUGGACCCUGCAGCUGCAGUAACUCAUUGGAUUUCUAUAGCGCCCAGGACCAGAUGACAUGAGAUCUUAAAAAAAAAAAAAAAAAAAUCACUUGGAAAAAUUCAUCAGUUAAACAUUUCACUAUUAAUUCAUAAACACAUUGAGCACUUACAAAUUCAGAAGCGAACAAGUGGUAAAGUGGGUCAGGUAUUUCUCAGUGCUAAAAGUAAACAGAUCCAACUGGCAGGGUCAGACAGUAAACGCUUUCCAUUUUAAAUGUAGUAAUGUCAUUCAAAAGUCAAAAGCUUUGUUUUUAAUUUUGUGUCGUGAAAAGUAGUAUUAAAGUCAGAAUUACUGAAUCAUGCAGUGGAUUUAAAUAAUUUCAGGGCAGAUAAAAGUGUUAGUUGUAUUUAAACCCUAAGAGCACAGUGAAAACCCGGUCAUUACUGAAGUGAAUUGGUCUUUAACAAAUAGAUUGGCUCUUUUUACAUAAAAGAAAACGGCAGGUUCACAAAUCAAUUGUUGGUCUUCUAUGUUAAAAGCUGUAAAAUUGGUUUAACCAUGAGCACACUGAAGGGUUUUAGAGUUCAGUUUUAAAGGUCUUCACUGGAAACUACUAAGCUCUAUUUGCUUAUGGCCUAGUUAGUUAAUUUAAUGUGGGAUCAUGGGAUUGGAUUGUUUUACAGGGGCAUAACCUACUAAAUAUUUGAGUUUAUUUUGUCUUUUUGCUUACAUUUUUGUUUUCUAGAGCACUUAAAUAUACUAUUUUUGGGAUAGGUAGGGGGAUUUAUUUUUUGAGCCAGAAUGAAACAGUCAGGCACUUAUAAUUAUUCCAGUCUAAUCUACUGUGAUGGGGAAGAUGAUGAAUUGUGAAAUUAUUUUUGUCAUCCACUAUAAAUUUAUGGCUAUCGUGUGAAAACGACUGAACUAAAUGUCUCGUGAAGGAGAGCUUUGUGUAUAUUCCAGUUUGACCAUCUUGCACUACUGCUCUGAUUUUCCACUUUGUUUCAUUCCAUUUUUUUGAGGGUGACCCUGAAAGCUCUGAAAAUUUGAGGCGAAACGUAAUGUCUACUGUGAUUGAGAGUUCAAUUGAGAUGGUAAUAAAAAUUACUGUACAUUCCCAACUGCA
Puntigrus tetrazona (Sumatra barb) is the source of this 4018-nucleotide messenger RNA. RefSeq names its product glucosidase II alpha subunit b (gene ganabb). Gene Ontology annotation, cellular component: glucosidase II complex. The coding region runs from base 125 to 2932 and encodes 935 amino acids. The record is from RefSeq and is a predicted model, not a curated record. Lineage: Eukaryota; Metazoa; Chordata; Actinopteri; Cypriniformes; Cyprinidae. Gene Ontology annotation, molecular function: carbohydrate binding; glucan 1,3-alpha-glucosidase activity. Gene Ontology annotation, biological process: carbohydrate metabolic process; N-glycan processing. The transcript has 24 exons.